Molecule: messenger RNA, 2332 nt
Organism: Tuber aestivum (summer truffle)
Lineage: Eukaryota; Fungi; Ascomycota; Pezizomycetes; Pezizales; Tuberaceae
Source: the annotation of a GenBank genome assembly
UCAUCAUCACCACCGGCUCUUUUGAACAAUAGCCUCUGCAGAAGGCCAUUGAAUCAAUCACCCCCCAUCGGUCUACUGUUCCAUUGGUGAGUUACCACCUCCCUCCCUUUAGGCGGUGGGUCUUUACCCCCCAGUCCACCUUGGACCUUCCGGUUUCCUUGCAUUAUAUCAUGGCUUGGGUUUCCACCCUUGGUUGUAUAAAUAUUUGCAUCUUUCCGGUCUUUAUUGAGCUCCUAUAUCUUGCUAGUACCUUGAUAUUCUGAUUUCCAAUGCUAAGGUCUUUCUUCAACAGGAGGCCUAAGAACGCACAGUCCAAGAACGCACAGCAGAAGACGUUACAGCGAAAUCCAGUUCUGCAGGACCCAGUUCGGCCAGUGCAGAAAGAGCCGGUUGACACCAAACCCGUUGAAGUACAGCCUGCCGAGGUCAAGCCCGUGCAAACAAUACAAACGGUCCAGCAGGUUCCGACAGUUGAGACUAUACCUACCAAGCAACAGACACAACCCGAGAAGAUGACGUCCUUCAUGAAGAAUUUGCAGGUUGGAGGUGGUGCUCCUGAUGAGGGUCUCACCGUCCCCGGUAGUGGGAGAAGACACGGGAAAUCCCAGUCGGCUUUCGUGAGUUCUUGAAACCCCUUCAAUUGGACAGUCGGGUCCAUAUGCAGCAGAUGCGAUGAUUGCGGGAGUGCUAAUUCGGGCUUGUAUAGGCAUUUGACAACACCUCAACCUCAGUUGCUGCCAGUCAAAUGAGGAAUGCUUUGAAUGGCCUUGCCGAUAGCGUUAAAGACCCCAAGGCCAAAGCGGUAAGAACCCUAAUUUCGCGAAACGAGAAAACGCUAACGUUGCUUUUACGAUGGCUAGUCUUUCGAGACUGAGAUGGAUAACUUCUUUGCUUUGUUCAGAAGAUAUCUGCAAGAUAAGGCCAAGGGUACUACGCUGUAAGUCUGAUUUCUCACUCGCCGGUUUCUGGACAAGGGCUUACGCAGGACACCCACUUUACAGGGAUUGGGAUCGUAUCCAGCCUCCUCAGUCCUCCCAGGUUAUCCCUUAUGAGACCCUUCCCAAAUUCGAGGACCCUAAGCUCCUCUCAAAGCUUGCUGUUCUCAAGCUUAAUGGUGGUCUCGGAACCUCUAUGGGCUGUGUUGGUCCUAAAUCGGUUAUUGAGGUCCGCGAGGGCAUGUCUUUCCUCGAUUUGUCCGUACGCCAGGUUGAAUAUCUUAACCGAACCUACAAUGUCGACGUCCCAUUCGUUCUCAUGAACUCGUUCAACACGGACGAUGACACCCAGAACAUCAUUAAGAAGUACGAGGGCCACCGCGUAACCAUUCACACCUUCAACCAAUCGCGAUACCCCCGUGUCCUUAAGGACUCCCUUCUCCCUGCCACUAAAGAUUACAACUCGCCUAUUGUUGACUGGUAUCCUCCCGGCCAUGGUGACGUUUUCGAGUCGCUUCAGAACUCUGGUAUCUUGGAUCGUCUACUAGAGCAGGGCAUCGAAUGCAUCUUCCUCAGCAAUGUCGACAACUUGGGUGCUGUUGUUGACUUGAGUAUUCUCAAUCACAUGAGGGAGACAGGGGCGGAAUACAUUAUGGAGCUCACCGACAAGACAAAGGCCGACGUCAAGGGAGGUACCAUCAUUGACUAUGAGGGAACCGUUCGGCUCCUUGAGAUUGCCCAAGUGCCCAAGGAGCAUGAACAAGACUUCAAGUCCAUCAAGAAGUUCAAGUACUUCAACACCAACAAUAUCUGGCUAAACCUCAAAGCUAUCAAGCGUGUCGUUGAGAACCACGAACUCGAGUUGGAAAUUAUUCCCAACUCGAAGACUAUCCCCGUCGACAAGAAGGGCGAAUCUGACAUCUCGGUCAUUCAGCUCGAAACUGCUGUUGGCGCUGCUAUCCGUCACUUUAAGAAUGCUCAUGGGGUCAACGUUCCUCGAAGGAGAUUCUUGCCUGUCAAGACAUGCUCUGACCUCAUGUUGGUCAAGAGUGACCUCUACUCCAUGAAACAUGGCCAACUUAUGAUGGACGCUGCGAGAUUCGGGCCCGCACCACUGAUCAAACUUGGAAGCCACUUUAAGAAGGUUUCAGACUUCCAGAAACGUGUCCCUAGCAUUCCCAGAAUCUUGGAAUUGGAUCAUCUUACCGUUACUGGCGCUGUCAACUUGGGGAGAGGUGUUACAUUGAAGGGUACACCAUUUUUAAAUUGUGAAUUUAUGUAGUACGAUAGCUAAUUAGGUAACAGGGACUGUUAUCAUUGUCGCAAACGAAGGAAGCACCAUUGAUAUCCCCAACGGCAGUAUCUUGGAGAAUGUUGUCGUCCAGGGCUCUUUGAGG